This is a messenger RNA of Musca domestica (house fly), 2567 nucleotides long. It is a transcript of the gene Rs1, whose product is annotated as probable ATP-dependent RNA helicase DDX27. Lineage: Eukaryota; Metazoa; Arthropoda; Insecta; Diptera; Muscidae. The coding region runs from base 97 to 2439 and encodes 780 amino acids. The record is from RefSeq and is a predicted model, not a curated record. Gene Ontology annotation, molecular function: nucleic acid binding; ATP binding; RNA helicase activity. The transcript has 4 exons.
GGCAACACUAGCUUGUGUUUUCACGUGUAUUGCCUCCUGUCUUCAAAUUGCCCACAGUCUUUUUGUUUCAUUUUCAUUUCAUAUAAUUUACAAUAAAUGACAAUAAUUAAAAAUAUGGAUUUGAUUGCCACCAUAGAGGAGGAUGCAGAAGUCGAGAAUUUAUCCGAAGAUUCCGAUGCCGAGGUUGAGUACCAACCGACAAAACUCAAGCAAAGGAAAAUUACUGAGUUUGAAAAGGGAUUCGAAUUUGUUUCUUCAGUAAAAGAGUACAAUAAAGAUACUUGGGAUGAUUUGAUGAAAUAUGUAAAACGCAAGGCGCGCACGAAGACGGAUGACAAAAUUGCGGAACGGUUAAAAAAACGUGGGGAAGGUGGUAAUGAAGUAAAUGUGGAGGAUGACAGCGAUGAAGAACUUGAUAUUUCCGAAGAUGAACUAAAGCACGACAACCUGCGCUUGAGGGAGAAAAAACUGGGAAAGAAGAAGAGGAAACGUGAGGAAAGUGACGAAAGUGAUGCUGAUAAUGAGGAUGAGAAAAUGAAAUUUGAAGAAGCCAUUGAUUCAAAUGAGGCAAUUACCUCGUUUUACCAAAUGAAUCUUUCCAGACCAUUGAUGAGGGCUAUUGGCGUUUUGGGUUACAUUUAUCCAACACCAAUCCAAGCGUCAACCAUACCUGUGGCCCUUCUCGGGCGAGAUAUUUGUGGUUGCGCUGCCACCGGUACGGGUAAAACGGCCGCGUACAUGUUGCCCACGUUGGAACGUCUGUUGUACCGUCCGAUGAAUAAUAAGACAGUUACUAGAGUUCUGGUGUUAGUGCCAACACGUGAAUUGGGAGCUCAAGUGUAUCAAGUGACAAAGCAACUGUGCCAAUUCACAAAUAUUGAUGCUGGUUUGGCUAUCGGUGGUUUGGAUGUAAAGGCGCAGGAAAUCGUUUUGAGGCAGAAUCCUGAUAUAGUGAUAGCCACUCCUGGCCGUUUAAUUGAUCACAUUAAGAAUACUCCGAGCUUUACUUUGGACUCCAUUGAGGUUCUUAUACUGGAUGAAGCCGAUCGAAUGUUGGAUGAAUAUUUUGCAGAGCAAAUGAAAGAGAUUAUUAAUUCAUGCUCAAAGACUAGACAAACCAUGCUUUUCUCUGCAACAAUGAGUGAAAAGGUCAAGGAUUUAGCCGCUGUGUCCUUAAAUAAACCUGUGAAAGUCUUUGUUAACAACAAUCAACAGGUUGCAUUCAAUUUGCGACAAGAAUUCAUACGUAUUCGUGAAGACAAAGAAGGCGACCGUGAACCGAUUUUGGCAAGUUUGAUAUGUCGCACAUUUCACGACCAUUGCAUGGUGUUUGUGCAAACGAAAAAGCAGGCUCAUCGACUUCAUAUAUUGCUGGGGCUACUUGGUAUACGGGCAGGCGAACUUCAUGGCAAUUUGACACAACAACAGCGUCUGGAGUCACUAAAAAAGUUUAAAGAUGAGCAAAUCGAUGUACUAAUUGCUACCGAUGUAGCUGCCAGAGGCCUUGAUAUUGUGGGUGUUAAGACAGUAAUCAAUUUUGUAAUGCCAAUUACUACAGAACACUACAUUCAUCGAGUUGGUAGAACUGCUCGAGCUGGAAGGGCUGGUAUUUCGGUUUCGUUGGCUGGGGAAAAAGAAAGGAAAAUUGUCAAAGAUAUAAUAAAGAACGCGGAAGGAUCUAUUAAAAAUCGUAUAAUACCUCCUGAAAUCAUAGAAAAAUAUAGAAACAAAUUGAUUGCAUUGGAGCCGGAAAUUCAAAAUAUUUUGGACGAAGAGCAAGCUGAACGCCAGCUUGCUAAAAUGGAACAACAAUUGUCAAAGACAGAGCGUAAACUGCUAGGCAAUGCCAAUGUAGAACAUCGUGACUGGUUCCAAACGAAAAAACAACGCGAAGAGGAAAAAGAACGCUUGGCUAUAGAUUCCACAGUAGGAAAAUCGGAGAAGACCAAGAAAAAACCAAAACGCGAAUAUGGUGGUGAUGGGGAAGAUGGUCCACCCGUUAAGGAAUUAGCUGCCAAAAAGAAGAAAAAAGAGGAACCCAAAAAGAAAACUCCUGAGCAAUUAGCCAAGGAAAGAGCUAUGAAGGAAAUCGAAAAAGUGUCUUUAGUCAGGGCAAAAAUAUCAAAGUUACGCAAACGUCCUGGUAAAUUGAGCGCAGUAUCCGAUACUCCAGCUAGCAAAAAUAAUGCAUCAAAUACUGCCAGUAAACGUGGUGGCAAUCAUUCUGCGUUUACUAAUGACUUAACUGAUAUAAGUCGCAGUGGUGCACUGCGCCUAAGGUCGGAAGCAAAUCGCCAUAAGAAAAUGUCGAAAAUAACGGCCAAGAAAAAGACCAGUAAUGUAAAAUUGAUCAAUAAGGCCGGUAAAAAUAAGUUUAAUAAAGGAAAAAGCUUUGGGGCACCUCGAUUCGCCAAGAAAGACAAAGGCAGAAAAAAAUAGAGGUUACAUAGAGUAUGUAUCAUUUAGUUCAUAAUACAUUUCCACAAGUUCAUAUGUUCAUAUUUUAUAUGCAACCAAGUACAUUACUUGUAAAUUGUACUUGUAAAUUAAAGAUGAAAUACCCAUAA